AUGAGCCGGGCAUGUGAAAGCAAGUUGAGAGUAGAGAUGGCAUUCAUGCCUGGCGAAGUGCCAAACCCCGACAAGCCUGACGGUCUCCUGUGCCGACCUGGUUUCGGAGGCUGUGACCUCUCUGGGACACAUUUCUGUGUGCAGGGGGCACUUGGGCACGUGAACUGGGAAAAAAGGGGGUUGACUGUUGCCCCGAGCCGGCAGAGGACGCAGUUGUCGAGGCGUAUUCUGCCUCUACGUCCAUUUCGCGACGUGGCUCUCGCACCGGCUGACAGGCGAUGUAUCGUCUUAGGGUGGGGAUUGAGUGUGAUUGUGUAG
Molecule: messenger RNA, 318 nt
Organism: Protopolystoma xenopodis
Lineage: Eukaryota; Metazoa; Platyhelminthes; Monogenea; Polystomatidea; Polystomatidae
Source: the annotation of a GenBank genome assembly